CGUUUCCUCGCUCUCCCGGCGCCUGGGAACCAUGGCCUUCUCUGCCUCUUCUUCUACCUCUCUUUCAACCUCGCCCUCUUCCCACUCCAUACCUCACCCUCGCGAGACGGGUCCGACGCCGGAAUCUCUUCAUUGUCUACCCCCGCGAGGUCUCGGUCGCAUCGAGGAUCCCAUUUUCACCACUCGCACUCAUCCAUCUUUUUUUGGUGCUCGGCGCUGCCGCGCUCUCACUCACACGCUCCUUCUCACACGCGCGCUCGCAUGACGGUCUGGGCAUGCCUUCGCUUGCUGUCCGCCUCCAACCCACGAUCGCGAAGUGAGCGGCUGGUGCCAUGGCACAGCAAAAUGAAACCAAAGCCACAGACUCGGACGCACAACAACCAGGAGCGUCCGAGUCGCUGAGGGCUUCUGCUGGCUCGGAUCCUGGAUCCAAAGAAGGGGGCGCCGAAAUGGCGGCGCCGUACGGCACUCGCUCUCGCAAUAGGACGGGUAAUGCCCGCAUCAACUACGCAGAGGAUAAGGACAUUGAGAUGGACAACUACGACUACUACCAUUCCAAGACCAACCACGACGGCAGCGGCAAGAAGCUGUCGCGACAAAGCACGGCGGCUGCGAAUGGCGACGGUCCCCUUCGCGGCAGCGGGUCGCGCAAGCUGGGCUUGGAUGACGGCAAAUCGGCUGGGUCGUCCCAGAAUGGGUCCCGAGAACAGAGUUCGAGCAAUGGCGGCGGCGGCGGCAGCACUGGUGCAUUGCAGGCCGCGCAGGCAUCAGUCGCAUUGCAGCCCUCGUCGCGCAAGCGCAAGGCCACAGCAACGCAAUUGGCGACUGCAUCGACCAUGUCAUCACCAGCCGUCAUGUCGACAAAACGCAUCGGAAACACGAUGCAAGUCACGGGCCCGCCACUGCGAGAAACCAACCUCAUGACGUUUGAGCAGAGCAACGCCCGGCCGGAAAAUGGGCGGAUGAAAGCUGACGACGGGACGGUGCUGGAGCCAAAUGACCAUGUGUACCUCGUCUGCGAACCCCCCGGCGAGCCCUACUAUUUGGGCCGCAUUAUGGAGUUCUUGCACGCCCAGAACGACACGUCCAGACCCGUGGACGCGGUACGCAUCAACUGGUUCUACCGCCCCAAAGACAUCGGGCGCAAGGCCGUAGACACGCGUCAGGUCUUUGCCACGAUGCACUCCGACAUUAGCCCGCUGACGGCGCUGCGCGGCAAGUGUCGCAUAAUGCACCGCGGCGAGAUUGACAGCAUGGACCAGUUCCGCAAAACGCCCGACAGCUUCUGGUACGAGAAGCUAUACGAUCGCUACAUACAAAAGAACUACGACCUCAUCCCAACCGCCAGCAUCGUUAAUGUCCCCGACAAGGUCAAGAAGGUGCUCGACGAGCGCUGGAAGUUCGUCUUGGUGGAGCAGGGUCGUGGUAAGGAGCUGACUAGCGCCGUCAAGCUCUGCAAGAGAUGUAGCGGCUACUGUGCAAGCAAUGAUUCUGUCGACUGCGCGGUAUGUCACAAUACAUAUCACAUGAAUUGCGUGCGGCCGCCGUUGCUCAAGAAGCCGUCGCGUGGGUUUGCAUGGUCCUGUGCCGCCUGUAGCAGGGCCCAGGAGCGGAAACUUGAGGCCCGCAACACACCUAAUGGCACCGACGCCAACGGUGACCCCGACGAUGACGAGCUUCUUGACGAUGACGAUGAGGACGCUCAAGGCAUCGAAACCGACCGCACUACCCCAGCAGACGAGGAGCACCACCAUCAAGGUACCGCUGAGCAAAUCUACCAAGCGAGCCUCUGGCCGUGGCGGUAUCUGGGAAUGCACUGCAAGCCGGAGGAUGCGCUCGACUACGAUGACCGCAUAUACCCUCGGGCGAGCACGCGCAUUGGCCCGCGCCACCAGGCAAACGUCACACCAUGGCCUGGCCGUCCCGUCGAGUAUGUUAAGCCGCUAGAGAUCAGGAGGGGACCAAGAGGCCCGAAGAUCUCCAAAGAGGCCCUGGAUGCCGAAAAAGUCCAGCGCGGCAAACGACCAAAGUGGGUCCAAGAUCAACCUCCUGGCUACGUCGCUCGUGGCGAGGAUCACGACGAGAACGACCCAAACGCUACCUCGACGCUCCUCUGGAAGCCCCCUUCUCAUGAUGAGAUCAGUGAUGGGGGGGUCAAAGACUAUAUGAAGGAGGCACAAGGCUUCGCAAAGAAGCUCGGCCUUCCGGAGCGCUCUACCAACCUCCAAGAUAUCGCGCUUGAGACUCUCUUCCAGCACAAUUAUGAGUCGUCGGCCGCUCUCAAGGAUCUUCCGGACACAAAGCAGGAUGUGUUCAAAGAACCUCUGUUGACCUCGGCUGAACAGAAAAAGUUUGAGGAAGGUGUGGCCAAGUACGGCUCAGAGCUUCAUUUGGUCAUGAAGCAUGUGAAGACGAUGACACCAGGGGAAGUUGUCCGCUACUACUAUACGUGGAAGAAGACGGAGCGUGGUCAACAAGUAUGGGGUACCUUUGCCGGCAGAAAGGGCAAGAAGCACGCUAGAAGGGCGGAAGAGGCAGCCAACAAACUCGCUGACGACGUGGCGGACCACGACGAUGACUCUGCGUUCGACACAGCCAAGGCAGCGGAGAAGAAGCGGAGUUUCAUCUGCCAAUUUUGUUCUACGACUACGUCUCGCCAGUGGAGGCGGGCUCCAAACAUCUCUUCCGGACUCGUCGGCGACAACGCAAAUAAGGGAAACGGAAAAGACAAAGGCAAUCAGUACGUUGUUGCCCUUUGUCGGCGAUGCGCAGAACUAUGGCGUCGAUACGGCAUCCGUUUUGAGGAGAUGGAGGAGGUGGCCAAGAAAGUGGCUCAGUCUGGCGGAAGGGCCUGGAAGCGGAAACAAGAUGAAGAGCUCUUGAAGGAACUCCAGGCUGCUCAAGAAAUGGGUCUCAUGACUCCAGAUCGCGACGUUACGCCCAUGAGCGGCUCCCUGAAUUCUGUCCAGGAGCCUCCGAGGAAGAAGCUGAAGGGUGCGCCUGGUCCCGCCGACAAGGACCAAGACUCAGCAUACUCCGACGGUGGCGGCGUUCCAAGCUCCGGUCUCUCUAAGAAGAAGGACAAGUACGUCGAGAGCACGCCUAUUCCAGAGAUGCCGAAGCCCCGUGUCCUGCCUUGUGCAGUCUGCGACCAAAUGGAACCUCUAGGCGAGCAGCACAUCUCGUGCCGCGAGUGUCGCUUGACUGUACAUCGCAACUGCUACGGCAUCAUGGACAACCGCAUGCAAGGCAAGUGGAUCUGCGACAUGUGUUCGAACGACAAGAACCCGCAGCUCUCAAUUCAAUACAAAUGCGUGCUUUGUCCGGUGGAGCAUACCGAACAAGACUUCGUCGAACAGCCCAAACUCACUCAUCACAAGAAGAAGAUGUCAGAGAAAGACCGCGAACGUGAGAAGCUGGAGGUGCAGCAAGCGCGCAAGGCUGCCGAGUACUACCGCAAGCAGCAGGAAGACCUGAACCGCCCAGUAAACCCCCGAGAACCACUCAAACGUACGGCAGACAACAACUGGGUUCACGUAACUUGUGCGGUGUGGACUCCCGAGGUCAAGUUUGGAAAUGCGAAGGCCCUCGAGCCGUCUGAAGGCAUCCCGUCGAUCCCGCGGUCCAGAUACGACGAGGUGUGUCAGGCUUGCAACCAGCAGGGGGGCGCCUGUAUCUCCUGCCAUCAGUGCCGCGUGCCAUAUCAUGUCGAAUGUGCGCGGCAGCAAGGCCAUCUACUUGGCUUUGAUGUCAGCCCUGUCAAGGGGUCUCGUCGGGACCAGUUCAACGUUGUGACUCUGAAUGGGGAGACGGGAACGAUGUCGGCUGUCCUGUGGUGCAAGGACCACAUUCCGACCAAGACGAUUGCACACCACAUGCACGAGAUGGUGAGCGAAUCUGGUCUGAAUGCCUUACAGUUCUACGCCCAAAACUACAAGCAGGCGGACCUUACUUUGACGGGGACUGUCCGCAAGGCCAAUCUCAUGAUGAAUGCCGCCAAGGUCUCUGGAGUUCCAACCCAAUCCAGCGGUCCCAGGAGACCGUCUGGUGCUGGCACGACUACAGCGAUUGCAAAUGGCACAGGGUUACAUGCUCGAAACGGCGAGCCCACUGAAGCAGCGAUGAACGCAUUGCAACCUGGGGAGAAGGUUUGCAUCACUUGUGGAAUUGAUGUGACGCCCAAAUGGUGGCCAAUCGACGACUCGCAGGAGCGGAAGCUCACAAACGGCCAUCAUGGCGUGAUCGGCUCCGAGGCACGCAAGUUCGUGGACCAGCGCAAGUUCCAGUGUCAUCAGUGCCGCAAGGCGCCUCGCACGAAACCCUGCGUGCCGCAGCACUCGCCGCCCGCGGCCGAGCCUCCUCGGCUCUCUCACGCGAUGCCGCCUGCACCACCCACGGCGGUUCCCCCGUUGCGAAGCCCGCCCGCGGCCCCCUCCGAUUACCGUCCGUUGCGGUCUGAGAUACACUCACUACUGCAUCACCCUGCUCUGAACGAACGGCCGCCGCCGCCUGUCCCCGUCGCGGCUGCCGUGCCGCAACACAUCGACUCUCGACCUCCGGCUGUGACACAUCCGUACGGCGCAGCGCCGCACCCACGGUCAUACAAUGAAUGGAGUCACCUGCCUAGACGCCAACACGGCUCGCCGCCUCGGCAUCUCAAUGGAGGCCCUCCGCCGCUUCAUGGAGGGGCUCCGGCGCCACCCCCGUUGUCGAACCUUACCUCUCUGCGACCCCCGGCAAUGACUGCUCCUCCGCCAGUUGCUCCCCUUUCGGUGGGUCACCAUCAUGCACACGGGUCUCCCGUAUAUGGAAAUGGCCUGCCCCCGUCACCUCGCCGACUGACUGGCCCGGCGCCGCCCGCCCCUUACGUUCCCCCGUACCAUGCAGCGCCCAGUCACCCUCCUCCACCGCCGCAAACCAGAUCGCCAAACCUCAGUAACGGCGUGCCGUCGUCGAGGUAUGAAUCAUCCACUCACGGGAUGCACCCGCAUCCUCAACUCUCCCCAUACCUGGGCUCUCACGGAAGUCCACCAAUGCCAAGGACCGGUCCACCGCCGACUCUUGAGCCACCCGGAUCUGCCGGUUCCAUGGCCUCGAGGCCGCCGGAGAGCCGACCUGCCAGCGGGGCCAGCGCGAGCCCAUCGCUGAGAAACUUGUUGUCAUGAAGAGUUUGUUGUCUUUAAAGUAGCGGGGGUGUUCAGGGGCCAGCCUUCUCCUGCUAGACAGGGAGAGGAACAUUUCAGGAUGGAGUUUUGCAUCUCACGGUUUGCGUUUCUCGAUUUGGUUUCUGGAAGGAGUAUGGGAGUUUCCAUCAUGGGUCCGUGUCGCUCGGCCUACGCUGGGCCCACCUAGGACACAUCUUUGACGCCCCUAAACAAAGCGAAACACGAAGUCUAUGUACAAUAGAGGAAUGGCGGUGAGCAAAAGAAGGAGUUGGGCGUUAGAGAGUUCUGGCGAUGCGACCCCCGAUCGGGGAUGCGAAGUUAGUCGUGUUCGCCGUUGUCAAUCCUAAGAGAAAAGACCUCUAGGGCAUAGAGAGCUACUAUAUUCAAGUGAAGAUGAC
This is a messenger RNA of Purpureocillium takamizusanense, 5563 nucleotides long. RefSeq names its product putative PHD type zinc finger protein with BAH domain-containing protein (gene SNT2). NCBI's taxonomy places the organism in Eukaryota, Fungi, Ascomycota, Sordariomycetes, Hypocreales, Ophiocordycipitaceae. The transcript has 6 exons. The coding region runs from base 333 to 5165 and encodes 1610 amino acids. The record is from RefSeq and is a predicted model, not a curated record. Gene Ontology annotation, cellular component: Lid2 complex. Gene Ontology annotation, biological process: histone catabolic process. Gene Ontology annotation, molecular function: chromatin binding; ubiquitin-protein transferase activity.